AUUCCUAAUCCCUGGUGGAGACCAUUUUUUAAAAUUCUUAUCACGUCAACUUUGUUUUUGUAGAGAGAGAGAGACUCUGCAGGGAAUCCUAGCAUCUGACGGCCAUUGAAGAUCUCAAACCCUAACAAACGUAUCUCUUUCUUUAUCACAGUCAAUAUUCAUAUUCGUACACAAAAACACUAAAGAAAUUAAGCUUAAAUUGAAGGUAGAGCAGCCUUUGUUCAAUGUUUCCUUUAAGGCAAAGCAAUGAGCUGGUAUUUCAUCAUACCCCUUCUAUUCCCUGCAAACAACACACAAUCCAUGAAGAUCCAAUCGCGGGUUUCACUGUAGUAGAGGGCAGUAAUCUAACAACCAACACCACCAUAGAAGAAAGGCCGUGUAAAUUGUUGGAUGGGAAUACGAAUGGUAAGAAGGACAAAACAAUUAUGCACAGAGACAUCGAGCGCCUAAGAAGGCAAGAAAUGGCUACCCUUCAUGCAUCGCUUCGAUCUCUUCUCCCUCUUGAAUAUAUCAAGGGAAAGCGUUCGAUAUCAGAUCACAUCCAUGAGUCGGUGAAUUAUAUAAAACACCUGCAGAAGAAAAUCAAAGAAAUGGAAAUCAAGAGAGACAAGUUGAAAAAAUUGUCUGAUUCAAGUGUGCCGGCCACAGCAAUUGGAAGCUCUAAGAAUUGCUUUCCCAAUAGCACUGUGACAGUGAACCCAUGCUUGGUUGGUGUGGAGAUUUUGAUUAGUAGCUCUGGAGAGGAAGGGUUAGCAUUUCCCCUAUCAAAAGUGAUGGGAGUACUGGUUGAAGAAGGGCUUAAUGUUGUUAGCUAUGUUUCUACUCAAGUAAAUGAAAGACUGUUUCACUCAAUUAAGUCUGAGGUAACUGAUCAAAUGUGUGUUGAUCCAUCGGUGCUGCAAAAGAAUCUGUCCGUUGUGAUUAACAGCGAGCUGUGACUAAUCUCCAGUAACUACUUUGUGUUUAGUAACAACUUAGUGCUGUCAUUGUCUGACACUUUGCUUUGAACACUGAAAUUUGAGUUUUGUUUGUAUGAAACCUGGCAUGCAAUGUUUGAAUUGUUGCAGGUUCCAUUUUUUGACAAACUCCAUUGGAAAGUGAAAAUGUUUGAUGUAAUUUGGAAAACCAUUUUUGUGGUUAAUAUUUCAGUGAACGUAGACUAAAAGAAGAAAACAAAAAACCUUGUCUUUGAGUAAAUUGAAGUGGAGUAUUUAUGGAAAAGUUGCAGAUGUUGGAAAAUAAUAGUUUUUCGGUAAUUUUUAUUUAAAAUUAAAGUGAGACUCAACCGCUAGUUGAAGUGGAUUUGAGCGGUUUUGUAUACUCUUAAGUGAGAAGAUUGCAAUACAAAAAUAAUUAGCCGAAACCAUUGAAUUGUGAAUGAGAAUUGUCUCAUAAAGUAGGCAUUAAUAAAGUUGGGUUUAGAUUUAGACUUAAUCUUGGUUUGGACUAGAUCUAGACUUGUACUUGUGCAU
Messenger RNA from Camellia sinensis, 1472 nucleotides. Its product is annotated as transcription factor bHLH118. NCBI's taxonomy places the organism in Eukaryota, Viridiplantae, Streptophyta, Magnoliopsida, Ericales, Theaceae. The record is from RefSeq and is a predicted model, not a curated record. Gene Ontology annotation, cellular component: RNA polymerase II transcription regulator complex. Gene Ontology annotation, molecular function: DNA-binding transcription factor activity, RNA polymerase II-specific; RNA polymerase II transcription regulatory region sequence-specific DNA binding; protein dimerization activity. Gene Ontology annotation, biological process: regulation of transcription by RNA polymerase II.